GUAUCUCUCAUUCCCGGGACCUGGUUGGGUGUGGUGGGAAAAAUGUCCAAAAUGGGACAUGGUGGGUUGGCAGCAAAAUUAUCCAAAAUCAAAACUUGAUGAUAGCGUUGGCCGUAUCUGUGUCUCUCAUUAGCGAUUACACUAUCCAUCUUCGCUCACUCUAACACUCUUUUACGUACGGACACAGACACAGGUUAGCACAUUCGAUUUGCUAUCUUCUGCAGUUCAAUGUGGUUAUUCUAAAUUUCAGUCGCUACUUUUGUUCAUCAUUGCUGCAUUUUUUUGCGUUUCAAUGACCGUCUUAGUUCUCUGCUCCUCAACCGCUUGUUGUAGCAGCAGCAGCAGCAGUAUGUCAUCUUGUUACGCUUUGGCUGAUACUAAUUUCUCUGUUCUAAGCAAUAAUGGGUUCUUAGGAGGGAAGAAUUUUGUCAAAAUGAAGAAUUUAUCAAAAGGGUGUUGUUUAAAAUGGAAGAAAAAUGGAAGAAGACAAAUGGGUCAUCGUGGUUUUAGGCUAAGAUGUGCCCAUGAGGUUGUUGUGGUGAAUGGCAGCAAGAGCAAAAUAAGUGUGUCACCUGAGGAAGUUAUUGGCGUUUUGAAGUCUAUUUCGGAUCCGAGUUCGAGUCUUUCGUACUUGAAAUCGGUUGCCCAGUUGCCGAGUCUUGUGCUCACGACUGACGCGUGCAAUUACAUGCUUGAGUUAUUGGGGGCUCACAGGAGGGUUGAGGAUAUGGUUGUUGUUUUUAAUUUGAUGCAAAAGCAUGUUAUUUACAGGAAUUUGAAUACCUACCUGACUAUUUUCAAGGCUCUCUCAGUUAAAGGUGGGAUUCGACAGGCACCGUUUGCGCUUGGAAGGAUGAGGCAAGCUGGGUUUGUGUUGAAUGCGUAUUCAUAUAAUGGACUGAUUCAUUUGGUAGUCCAACCUGGCUUCUGUAUUGAGGCUUUGAAGGUUUACAGAAGAAUGAUCUCAGAAGGGAUGAAGCCUAGCAUGAAGACGUACUCAGCAUUAAUGGUGGCAUUGGGGAGGAGAAGGGAAACUGGAAUCGUUAUGAGUUUAUUGGAAGAGAUGGAAACUUUGGGUUUGAAGCCAAAUAUCUACACAUAUACCAUAUGCAUUAGAGUGCUUGGGAGGGCAGGGAGAAUUGAUGAUGCUUGUGGGAUUUUGAAGAAAAUGGAUAAUGAAGGAUGCGGGCCUGAUGUUGUCACUUAUACGGUUCUAAUUGAUGCUCUUUGUACUGCAGGGAAACUUGAUAAGGCCAAGGAGUUAUAUAUAAAGAUGAGAGGUAGCAGUCACAAACCUGACCGGGUAACAUAUAUUACUUUGAUGGACAAGUUUAGUAACUGUGGCGACUUGGAGAUGGUGAAAAAAUUCUGGAGUGAGAUGGAGGCUGAUGGUUAUGCUCCUGAUGUGGUUACCUACACUAUACUUGUUGAGGCUUUAUGCAAGUCCGGGAAUGUUGAUCAUGCAUUUGCUAUGUUAGACGUGAUGAGAACAAAAGGGAUUUUUCCAAAUCUUCAUACGUACAACACAUUGAUCUCUGGACUUUUGAAGUUGAGAAGAUUAGAUGAGGCAUUAGAACUCUUUGAAAAUAUGGAAUCUUUGGGUGUUGGACCUACUGCUUAUUCGUAUGUUCUUUUCAUCGACUAUUAUGGAAAGUCUGGUGAUACUGGAAAAGCUCUUGGCACCUUUGAAAAAAUGAAAAGAAGAGGCAUUGUGCCUAGUAUAGUAGCGUGUAAUGCAUCUUUAUAUACUCUUGCAGAAAUGGGUAGGAUCAGAGAAGCAAAAGAUAUAUUCAAUGAUCUUCACAAUUGUGGGCUUUCACCAGAUUCAGUAACCUAUAAUAUGAUGAUGAAGUGCUACAGCAAAGCAGGGCAAAUAGACAAAGCAAUCGGGCUUUUGGCUGAGAUGAUGAGCAAUGGGUAUGAACCAGAUGUUAUUAUAGUUAAUUCUUUAAUUGACACACUUUACAAGGAUGAUCGAGUUGAUGAGGCGUGGCAAAUGUUCCGAAGACUGGAGGAUUUGAAGCUAGCUCCUACAGUUGUGACAUACAACAUUUUACUUACCGGUUUGGGGAAGGAGGGGAAAAUCCCAAAGGCCCUUGAAUUAUUUGGGAGUAUGUCAGUGUCUGGGUGCCCUCCAAACACCGUAACAUUUAACGCACUCCUUGAUUGUCUUUGCAAGAAUGAUGCAGUUGAUUUGGCCUUGAAGAUGUUCUGUAGAAUGACAGCGAUGAACUGUAGUCCUGAUGUUCUGACAUAUAACACUGUUAUCCAUGGCUUGAUCAAAGAAGGCAGAACUGAUUAUGCAUUCUGGUUUUUCCAUCAAAUGAAGAAAUUUCUCGCCCCUGAUCAUGUAACUUUGUGCACCCUCCUUCCCGGUAUUGUGAGGUAUGGAAGGGUUGAGGAUGCAAUCAAGAUUGUUGUAGAAUUUGUCCAUCAGGCAGGUUCACAUACAGACAAACAAUUCUGGGGAGAGUUGAUAGAAUGUAUUUUAGUUGAAGCAAAAAUUGAAGAGGCCAUUGCAUUUGCUGAAAGAUUGGUGUUCGAUGCUAGUUGCCAAGAUGACCAUGUAAUGUUACCUCUAAUCAGAGUUCUGUGUAAGCGGAAGAAGGCCCUUGAUGCUCAAAAUUUAUUUGACAAAUUCACCAAAACUUUAGGAGUUCACCCAACCCUGGAAUCAUAUAAUUGCUUGAUGGAUGGGCUUCUUGCAUGCAAUGUCACUGAAAAGGCUUUAGAACUUUUUGUGGAGAUGAAGAAUGCUGGUUGUCACCCAAACAUCUUCACUUACAACUUGUUGCUUGAUGCUCAUGGUAAAUCUAGGAGGAUUGCUGAACUUUUUGAAUUGUACAAUGAGAUGCUGUGUAGGGGAUGCAAGCCUAAUGCUGUAACUCAAAAUAUUAUCAUCUCUGCCCUUGUGAAAUCUAAUAGCCUAAAUAAGGCAUUAGAUUUAUAUUAUGAACUCAUUAGUGGUGAUUUCUCUCCCACUCCCUGCACAUAUGGCCCUCUUAUAGAUGGUCUUUUAAAGGCUGAAAGAUGUGAUGAAGCACUGAAGUUUUUUGAGGAGAUGUUGGACUAUCAAUGCAAGCCCAACUCUGCUAUUUACAAUAUUCUCAUCAAUGGAUUUGGGAAAGCAGGUAAAAUUGAUAUUGCUUGUGAUUUUUUCAAAAGGAUGGUUAAGGAAGGAAUAAGGCCAGACUUGAAAUCCUACACCAUUCUUGUAGAAUGCCUGUGCAUGACUGGUAGAGUUGAUGAAGCUGUGCACUACUUUGAGGAACUAAAGUUAACUGGCCUUGAUCCUGAUACAGUUUCUUACAAUCUUAUGAUCAAUGGGCUUGGAAAAUCACGUCGGUUGGAGGAAGCUCUUUCUCUUUUCAGUGAAAUGAAGAAUAAGGGAAUUUCUCCCGAUCUUUAUACUUAUAAUGCAUUGAUUCUCCAUCUUGGAAUUGCUGGAAUGAUAGACCAAGCUGGAAAAAUGUAUGAGGAACUGCAACUGGUGGGUCUUGAACCUAAUGUCUUCACUUAUAAUGCUCUCAUUCGCGGUCACAGUAUGUCUGGAAAUAAAGACCAAGCCUUUUCUGUAUUCAAGAACAUGAUGGUUGGGGGGUUUAGCCCCAAUGCGGAAACAUAUGCUCAACUGCCUAAUAAAGGUUGAUUCUGCUGAGUUAUCUCAUGGGGUCAUUUCUUAUUUCUUGUUUCAGUCUCUGAUCUCAAAAGGGAGGCAUGAAGGGACACUUGGCCCUGUUGCCUACACAAUGUCAGAGACUGGAGAUGUAUUUAAUGACCAACACACAUUGCGUCAGCAGCUCCCUACUAUACAGAUGGAGCCUUUACCUCCCUAGGGAUAUAGAAAGGAGGUGGGAAUGUACAUGGGAGAAGGAUUAAAAAAGAAAUGGUGUGAUGGGAUCACACCAAGAUAUCAAACCAAUAAUGUGUAAAAUAUAUGAGCAUACUUUAGGCGAUGGCUAAUGUACCUUUGGAAAUAGGCCAUGUACGGAUACCAUAAAUUUUUACUGGUUAUCAGAAGGGACUUCUGAGAAAAAUAUGAUCAUGAGAUGAAAUGAAAUCUAGUCUUGAAAACAUGAGUUGUCUCUCUAUAUAACUUUUAGCUAAUGCAUCAUUUGUCAACUGAUUUUUACGGUUCCAGCCCCUUGAUCAACAUAUGCUAUUUGCUAUAUACUCACUUCUUAGCAUAUAGCUUUUCCAUUUUUCCACGAUCAAGCAAUUGCUUAGAAACACUGCCCAUUUCAGAAACCUUUGUGUAUUCCAGAAACCUUGCCUUCAGGAAGGUGGGUGGCUGAGAUCAAAGACUCCUCUCAGCAUGUAGGGUUAUGGCUGGGAACCUUUGACACACCAGAAGAGGCAGCAAGGGCUUAUGAUGAAGCAGCUAGAACCAACUUUGCAUCACCAGAAAACCAACAAAACCAGGCUCUGAUGAUGCCCUUUCGUAUGAUGGAAAGCAUAGUGGGUUAAGCUUUGCUUCCUUGAAAGCCAAGUUAAGCAGAAAUCUGCAGAGCAUCAAGGACAGGGUCAGUGAUUGCAACUCAUCAAAGAGCAGGGUUAGUCACCGUCUCACUUUGCUACCUUUGUGCAGCUUGGUACCAGGGAUCACCGUUUGGCUUGUUCCCUGUGUGAGAUUUUGUUCCAUUGCAAACUCAUUAGCUGCUUCACGGGAGUGCCAUUUUCUCGCUGUCUUCAACUUUGGGGACUCCAAUUUUGACGCCGGAGGCCCAGUAUGCAAAAAGCCACGAGAUGCACCAGCUGUGAUCAAGUGGCACAUAUCUACUCUUUGUGAUGCAUCAUCUGUGAUUAAGUAUGUAAAAAGCCAUAAGAAGUCUACAGCCAGCAUCAAAUUUCAGCAAACAUUUUUUGCAAUGAAGUUAGCACUAAGUGCUGCUUAAUACACUUCACGAGGUCCUUCAUUCCUAAAUCCUGACAUGAUGGUACCUGGUUAUGGAGUUCUUGCCUAACUACGAUCUUAUGUCCGGAACAUCCAUGGCAUUCCCUCAUGCUUCUGAUGUGAUUGUUCUUCUGAAGGCUGCACACCAUGAAUGGAGACCAAACAAUAUAGGGUUCUGCACUAGUAAUCAUAGCUAGUCUUUUGGAUAGUUCUCAAAAUCCAAUUUGGAGCUAUAGGAAUAUUCUGAAGGUUUGUUAUUUUGAAGCCUUUUGAUGAUGAAGGUUGGCAAUGGUUCCGUGCUCCAGAAGAAACUUGGUAGAGGAGCCAGACUGUAUGGAAGAAUACAAAGUCGGAUGACAACUACAACCGCGAGAGCAAGACAAUGGAAGGACGCACUGCAGAUUUCAAAACAGGUGUGGGUAGAGGUGGGAGGAUGCAUUGAUGCUUACAGAUCACAAUGGGGCAUUAGGAUUCAGUUUUAAUUUUAAUUUUUGAAUUUUAAUUCAAAUUAAUGAUGUGGCAAAAUACUGUAAUAUACAAGGAUGACAGUGUAAAGAGCAUUGCAUAACACUUAAGCUCUUAGAAAAAAAACUAGUUAUGUAUGUUUUACUAUGCUUUUUCUGUAUAGUUGCAUAUUUUCAUCGCAUUACCAUAAAACUACGGAAGGUAUGUAAUUUAAUGCCAGAGAUCAUAUCACAAAAUUGGUACUUUUUGUGUGUGAUCAGAGUAACUGUUCUGGUAUAAUGUUCGAUGAACGGAAAAUGGCCAUUUAGAUGUAUUAUAAGCACUGAGUGGUGCACAUUAUACAUAUGUAUGUGUAUACGUAUAUGUAAGAUACAUAUUUUCACUGUU
Messenger RNA from Lotus japonicus, 5746 nucleotides. Its product is annotated as pentatricopeptide repeat-containing protein At4g31850, chloroplastic. Gene Ontology annotation, molecular function: protein binding. Bases 293 to 3649 code for a protein of 1118 amino acids. The record is from RefSeq and is a predicted model, not a curated record. The transcript is spliced from 5 exons. Lineage: Eukaryota; Viridiplantae; Streptophyta; Magnoliopsida; Fabales; Fabaceae.